Talaromyces amestolkiae is the source of this 1521-nucleotide messenger RNA. RefSeq lists its product as uncharacterized. The coding region runs from base 1 to 1521 and encodes 506 amino acids. The transcript is spliced from 3 exons. Gene Ontology annotation, molecular function: carbohydrate:proton symporter activity. Gene Ontology annotation, cellular component: membrane. Lineage: Eukaryota; Fungi; Ascomycota; Eurotiomycetes; Eurotiales; Trichocomaceae. Gene Ontology annotation, biological process: transmembrane transport; carbohydrate transport. The record is from RefSeq and is a predicted model, not a curated record.
AUGCGUCGGCCUCAGUUCAUUUCGGCGGAAGCCUCUAGCUACAGUUACUUCUGUGCUUUCUUUGUUGGCAUCGGUUCGCUCCUUUGGGGUUACGACAGUGGUAUCUUUGGCACCGCCCAGGCGCAGACGUAUUUUGAGGAGAAAUUCCAUCCAUCCUCUGCCAUGCUCGGCGGCAUUAUUUCGGUCUAUACUGCUGGUGGCGCCGUUGGUUGUCUUUGUUCUGGCCCUAUUGGCAAUCGAUUGGGCCGCCGGGGCACGAUCCAGGUCGGUGCUGCCAUCGCUGCUGUUGGUACUGCUAUCCAGACUGCUUCAGUAAAUACGCCCAUGCUUGUCAUCGGACGCUUGAUUGCAGGCCUUGCUAUUGGUAUCAUCUACUUUGCCAUUCCACAGUUUCAGUCUGAAAUUGCUCCUGCCUCUCAUCGUGGUUUCUUUGUCGGCUUGCAUGCUCAGUUCAUUGGCUUUGGGUAUGCUCUUUCCAACUGGAUCGGAUUUGGAGUUUACUUCGGCAGGGGUCAAUUCACGUUUCGAUUCCCCGUCGGCCUUCAGAUUUUUUGGGCCGUGCUGCUUCUUGUCGGAUCAGUUUUCCUACCACGCUCGCCACGUUGGCUGAUCGAGAAAGGACGCUAUGACGAAGCACGCAAGGUUAUGUCUCGUCUCAGAGCAGCUAAUGCGGACCCCGAGUAUCUGGAAAAGGAAUUCAAUCAGAUGCGUGAUCAGAUUGAGUAUGAAACCGAGAAUCAAGAAACCAGCUUGGUGGGAAUAUUGCGCAAACCGUCUUAUCGCAAGCGCCUGAUACUCGGGUGUCUGAUCCAGAUCGGACAGCAAAUCUGUGGUAUUUCCGCUAUCAAUUACUACCAAACCGUCAUGUAUAGGACGCUGGGCAUCAAGGGCGUUACUGUGCUCGCGCUUGCCGGUGUCUGGGGCUUGACUGGUCCAUUGGCCAAUAUAGUUUGCUUGCUCUGGGUUAUUGACCGAGUCAAACGACGCACGUUAUUUUUCUGGGGUUCAAUUGCCUUGACCAUUGAUAUCGUUAUUGUCCAAGCAAUAGUUGCCGUUUACAGCGGCUCCGAUAACAAGGUUGCCAACGGCUUUGGAAUCUUCUUUCUCAUCCUCUUUGGCGUGAUAUUUUCGCUCAGCUGGAACUCCGGUGCGCCCGUCUACACUACUGAGAUCUUCCCAACGCAAAUUCGCGCCGUCGGCGGUGCCAUCUCGACGUUCUGGUCGUUUGUUAUCCAAGUCGUUCUCGCCCAGGCCUCACCAACUGCUUUGCAGAACGUGGGAUGGAGAUACUACUUUUUUUUCAUUGCGUGCAAUUUGGUAUCGGCCGUUCUUGUCUACUUCUUUCUUCCGGAAACCCACGGAGUCAGUCUUGAGGAGAUUAGUGAGGUGUUUGGUGAUCAGUUUGUCUCUGUGCAUAUGAACGAGGCGCUCAAGACGGAACCAGUCGCUCACCACAUUGAGGGCUCCGAAAGUAAAACAGAACAAGGGACUGUGGCCGAUAGAUCGGAGAUCGUUAUCUGA